AUGAGUUUACCACCCCAGCAGAAACUAAACAGUAAGAGAACAGGCAAGCGGAUCUCAUUUUUCAACGACCAAGGAGUGGCAAUGAAGGAGACAUCCUCUCAGCAGCAUCCAGAAGGUUCUUACUACAGCCUUGGUGCCCCAGCCUCAGGGCCUGGUCCUGGGCAGAGUGAGGCUGCAGGCACCGUCACCUCCACAACCUCCAAUCCAGAGGCCCCCCAUACUGGUAUGUACCUCAACUCAGUGAUCUUCAGCCCAGAGAAAGGAGACCAGAGUCGGGGACAUUACCAACAGACUGUACCCAUGAAGUGGGCUCACCAGGACCCAGCAGCCCAACCGCAGCCUCCACAAAGAACUGGGACUGGGAACUGGACACAGGGUGUCACUAUGGCUAACUGGGGACAGAACUUUGCUCCGUACCUAGGAGGCGUCGGUGACUCACGGUCCCAGAUCCAGACUGCGUUUGUCAAGCAGCAGAUCCGUGAGGGGCCUUCACCCCUGGAGCCACAGCAGCCCCAGCCCCCUAGUAGGGCUGCAGAGAAGCAGCCGCCCCAGCAGCAGCAGGUGGUUAACCUUAACCCUCUCCCUGCUGGAGGAGAGGCCUACAGAGACACUAGGAAUGUGGCCAAGGCUCACAGUCUAGAGUGGGAGCAGCAACAGCAGCAUCAUGCUUCCCAACAGCAGUCCCAGGCGUUCCCACAGACCCUUAAACCUGGUGCUCUAAACGCCCAGCAUAGCACAUCCAACCCUGGGGGAAGCUCUGUGCUUCAGCCCUUCCAGCUAGCCUUCGGCCAGCCCAAGCAGCACCUAACGGCUGGCUACUACCAGGUGUUUCAGGGGGGCAACCGGACUUUACCCAAUCUGAACUACAACGUCCAACAACCCCAACCCCAACAAUCCAAACCCCAACCGCAACCGCAACAGCAUCCACAACCCCAACAGCAUCCCCAACAGCAUCCACAACCCCAACAACAUCCACAGCUCCAGCUGCAACAGCAGGAGCAGCAGAAAAUACAACAACGUCAACAGCAACAAAUAUUACAGCAACAACAACAAAUGCAACAAAAACACCAUCAGAUGCAGCAGCAGCAAAUGCUUCAGCAUCAACAGCAGCAACAGCAGAAAAUACAACUACAGAUACAACAAAAACAACAAAUACAACAGCAACAAAUACAGCAACGAAUACAACAACGACACCAAAUACAACAACAGCAAUUGCAGCAACAACCACAACAUGUACUAGAAUAUUACCCCAACAACCAGAACCCACCUACCCACCCACACCCUCACUCCCAGCCGCCCGUGUUGGUGCACUCCCAGGAGACCAUUCCUCCACCAACCCCCCCAGACCUCCAGGAGACGUCCCCAGACUCUCCACACAUUCCCCCCCACACAGACCCUCAGUUCCCCCCCACACAGACCCAGCUCCAGCCUCCCCAGCUCCAGCUGCAGCCUCGACGGUCCAGGAGACUCUCCAAGGAAGGUGGACCACCACCAGUUGACAACCCUUUCGUCAUCCCAUCUGAUGGGGCCCAGAACGGGGCCUCUGAAGGGCAAGGUGGAGCCCCCAAGGUGGAAGAGGUCCACGCUGCCCAGUUGGCCCCUACAGGGGUCAUUCAGAGCACACACAGGAAACUGAGGGUUUCCCAGGAGGUUAACCUGGAGACACUGGCCCAGAAAGCUUCAGAGAUGGAGUCACUACCGCCACACAUUGUCAAGGUAAAUAUUGCUGCAUGUCCUGGUGCUCGUGGUGCUUGUGAUAAUGCUUUGAAGGGUAUAGUGUAGUUACAUGAUUUAACAGGCAUAUCCCACCCUCAAUUCCAACUAGGAAUGGACACUGUUAUCCAGAUAUCCGGAUAUCUGAACGGAAGUUAGUAUUAGAUUACUUGAGUGAGUGUUACGAUUUGACAAUGAAAAAGCUUAGUUAUACAUUAAAUUAGAUUUAUCCUUGUGAAAUUGUUACCUACAAGGAUAUUAUACCAUUUAGCCCUCCAGCCUACUCUGACAUAUGCUACUCUCCCCACUUCAAUAGCAAUUACAGGCACAUACCUAACGGAGUUUCCACAAGACCUGACACAGAUCAAUGCGUUUUUUUAAUCUAUCUGGCUAUCCCCAAAAAAGUCAUGAUAAUAUUUGAAUAUUGCCAACCCCUAAUUCUAACCCAACUUUUCAUGCAUACACAUGCACUCGCUUACAAAUCUAUUCAAACACACAGUGCUGAAGAGUUGUUGGGCUGGAGGAGAUGCAUUAAUAAAACAUCCAUUUUGUUGUUGUUUACCUGGGUAUAAUUGCAGAGCGAUUAUGUCUCCCUUAUCUAGAAUUACAACAAAAACAAAAACCUUAAUGCAUCUGCCAAGGCCAACUGAGUCAGAAAUUAUGUUCUUUAUGAAUGAUUAGCACUUUGCUGAGCGGAAUAAGCAAUCAUCAGCCCAAUAGAAAAACAGCAGAACUGAAUGAUUUAGCAGUACAGAACAUUACAGUGCAUUUUUUUGUUUACAUUUGAGUCAUUUAGCAGACGCUCUUAUCCAGAGUGACGGUCUUCAGGUACAGCUAAAUUGAUAGAUAAUAAGCACUACUCCUGAUCUUUUUGUGUAAAAGAAACUGCUAGAAAACAGUGCAAGUUUUGACCUAUUACUCUAUAAUACAGAACAACAUGGUGAGUGAUGAUGGUAUUGCUGUGAUAUGCAGCCCUGGUCUUCCCCUACCUGACUGUGCAGUUAGCUUGUAACUGUGCAUUCCAUCGUGGGUGCCUCAUGCCUUACCAUAUACAAUAUAAAAUAGGACUGCUACGUUGCUGAAUGCUGACUAGACCCGUUUCACUCUGCACUCCUCCCCCAUUCAUUCCACCAUAGGGCUGAAACUCCACCUCCUGGGGGGCUCUGUUGGGGAGGGGUACAGGCAGUGGAGGGCAGGGGCGCUGGGGUAGGGGGCCGGGGUGCAGUGCUCAGCAGAAUAUAUGCCUCUCUUUCUCCUGUCUCUCCUGUCCUGGUGUUGGGGCUGGAGGCUGGACUUUUCCACUGGGAAUAGACAGUGAAUGGGGCUCCAGCACCAGGCCAUGCUGACUCCUAUAGGCUUCUGCCACACUCACUCACUCCUAUAGGCUUCUGUCACACUCACUCACUCCUAUAGGCUUCUGCCACACUCACUCACUCCUCGGGGCUUCAGCUGAUGAAAGACUCUACUAGGGAUGUGCAACAAUCUCACUUCAUUUUAGGAUGUUUAUUUAGGGAAUGGAAAUUCACUUUCCGGCAAUAUACUUCUGUUAGCUUCCGGGCAGUAUAGUUCUGCUGAAACAGGUUUUCCAUAACUCUACUUCAAUACAGCAACACAAAGAUGGUAAUACAUUACGUAGUAAGGAAUAGCUAUGGUUGCUCAUUUGAUCUGUAAAGGAAGCCUGUUCAGGUAGCUUCAAGUCAGGUAUGUGUAUCUGUCUAUCUCGUCCGCAGGAGCAGCCACACAGGCCCUGGAGCCCCCAAAGACCAGCGCCAGGGCGAGGGACCAUGGAAAGGGAUUCAGGAGGUCACAGCGCCAAGCAGCCUCGUGAUGAGAGCAUGAUGCCCCUGGUCAUCCCUGUGUCAGUCCCCGUACGGAGGCCAGACCCCCUCUCGUCCUCAUCCUCCCCAGACAGGGAGCACUCUAUCCUGGGCACAGGCUGGCCACAGCGACCCUCCACGCUCCAGGAUAUGACCAGCAUGGACCGCAAACCCUCCGUCAUCGUCACCCGCCGACGAUCGCUCAGGAACUCUCUGACGGACAGCUCAGGACAGGUGGGUCCAGCAAGUCUUCCCCUCCCCUCACACCUAACUAACGAGCUUGGUUCAUGCCCCCCUUCUCCUAUAAUCCCUCAUAUCCUGCCACCAUCCUCUCUCCCCCUCCCCCUUAUCCAGCACCGCACUCUCCCCUGGUUCCCCCAUGUUUCUCUCUCCCCCCUUGCCCUCAUUCCAAACCUCCCUCCCCCCUGCUGCCUCAGAUCAGGUCAAGCAGAUUAGCAGGGGUUAUCCACACUAUAGAUGGAGAUAUAGCCUGCUACUGUACUGUACAUACAGUACAAUGUAUGAGGGGAUAUGUACUGUACAACUACCAGGGUGGGGGGGAACUGGACAUGUAAUGUAUGGGGGGAUAAUGUACAUAGGGUGGGGGUGAACUGGACAUGUAAUGUAUGGGGGGAUAAUGUAGAUAGGGUGGGGGUGAACUGGUCAUGUAAUGUAUGGGGGGAUAAUGUAGAUAGGGUGGGGGUGAACUGGUCAUGUAAUGUAUGGGGGGAUAAUGUACAUAGGGUGGGGGUGAACUGGACAUGUAAUGUAUGGGGGGAUAAUGUAGAUAGGGUGGGGGUGAACUGGUCAUGUAAUGUAUGGGGGGAUAAUGUAGAUAGGGUGGGGGUGAGCUGGACAUAUUGUAGAAUGUAUCCUCGCUCUUUAGUAUCAGACCAGAUAAACAACUCACUUACAAUACAUCUCUUCUUACUAACUGGUGUAUGCUAGUUUGGACAUUGGAACAGUGCCGUGUUGUCAGUUAUGUAAAUAUGUUUGUACUGAUGUUCUACCUCCUUCUUUAGAACGGCGGAACCCAGGGAGGGAAAGACGACGACGACGGAAGAAAGUCCAAACGGCGUCCCCGGCCCGAGCCUCUCUUCAUCCCGCCUCCCAAACCUGGCACCUUCAUCGCCCCUCCUGUCUACUCCAGCAUCACUCCCUACCAGAGCCACCUCCGCUCCCCUGUCCGGCUGAUUGACAACCCCCUAACCAUGCCCCCCUACACCCCCCCGCCCAUCCUCAGCCCGGUGAGAGAGGGAUCAGGUCUCUACUUCUCUACCUUCCUCUCCUCUGCUGCAGCUGCUGUCUCCAGCCAGGGUCUGCCUCCACCCAUAACACCCAAAUCAGCCACACGCAGCCUGCUGAGAUCCAGUGAGUACCACUACCUGGGGUCCUACUGGGGGUUGUAGUUCAAAGAUGUUCUACCUAAAUCCUACUGGGAUUUGUAGUCCAAACAUAACUCAACCUGGGUCCGACUAGGAUUUGUAGUCCAAACAUAUUCUACCUGGGUCCUGCUGGGGGUUGUAGAUCAUUUGGCACCAGUUUCCCAGACAGUUUAAGACAAGUCCUGGACUAAAAACCACUCUCAAUGGAGAUUCUCUCAUGCUUUUUAGUCCAGGGAAAGGCUUAAUCUGGGACCUGGAAACCGGACAUUAUGGUUUGAACAAGCUAUCCUCAGAAUGAACUGUAGCUGUGGGAGUUGAACCAUAACAUUAUUCUUUCAUAUAAACUUUUCUUGAGCAACACGCAUGAGAUUAGCUCAGCUCAUACUAAAUAUCUUCUGCUGUAAGAAGAUAAGGAGGAGAUAUAAGGACAGUGAAUUUAAAAGUUUAGCCAGCAGCAUACCACCCUGCAUCCCACUGCUGUCUUGCCUCUGAAGCUAAGCAGGGUUGGUCCUGGAUGGGAGACCAGAUGCUGAUGGAAGUGGUGUUGGAGGGCCAGUAGGAGGCACUCUUUCCUCUGGUCUAAAAUAAUAUCCCAAUGCCCCAGGGCAGUGAUUGGGGACAUUGCCCUGUGUAGGGUGCUGUCUUUCGGAUGGAACGUUAAACGGAUGUCCUGACUCUCUGUGGUCACUAAAGAUCCCAUGGCACUUAUCGUAAGAGUAGGGGUGUUAACCCUGAAGUCCUGGCUAAAUACCCAAUCUGGUCCUCAUGCCACCUAAUCAUCCCCAGCUUCCAAUUGGCUCAUUCAUCUCCCCUGUAACUAUUCCCAAGGUUGUUGCUGUAAAUGAGAAUGUGUUCUCAGUCAACUUACCUGGUAAAAUAAGGGUUAAUAAAGAAAAUACAAAGUUAGUUUUUUGUGUUUUUCAGACAGCGUUGACAUAACCCCACCAGUCCUCUCUGUGAUCGGCGAGGCCACUCCAGUCAGCAUAGAACCGUGAGUACAGAACACACACACACUAGGGUUGAAUAUUUUCCUGAAAAUCUAUACAUUUUUCUUCCCGAGAAAAUUGCAACCAUCCUUGUAAUAUCCCGGUAUUCUACUGGUUUCUUGUUGAAUUUGUCACAAUUUAAUCAACUCAAAGUUCUGUCAAAGUCACCACACAAUUUGUUGAUGUAGCAUAGUUUAAAUGUAGACCUAAAGUAUUGUGAAGUUAUUAGCCUACAGCCUAGUUAAAAUUACAUUUGUUUUAGCUUACCUUUUGACUUAAAGAUGUCAGCCAGCUUGUUGUCCCUUUUUCUCUCCCCUUGCACCUGGCUCAGGGGGAUUUUGGAAGGUUGUGGCUGUUUUUACUUUAGGAUAACUUGCUUAUUGUGGUGACUUUGUCACAGGGAACACUUCCGAUUCUCCACCAAACAAACAGACAAGCAAAUAGGCUUACACUCUGGGUUGCUGGGUUGUUUGGAUGACCAAUCUGCUGGGUUGCAGGCAUUGGGUCACUUAGUUGAGUUGUUUUCUUUAAAAAGAGCACAGUUGCGUUGUUGAUGCUGGGUUAUUGAGAUAAGACUGGAAGCGUGGCUUAGUUGGGGCGUGGCUUUCAGAUAGUUAUUUUUGGCCCCCCGUGAGAGUAACAUUUAAUUCCGGUUCAUCUGUUCUAUUGUAUUGUUAUCACAUGUUAAGGUUGAACACUGAUACUUUUGUAGCUUUAAUGAGGCUUACACAAGAGUAUGAGUUCUUCAAGAGCCUAUGCAUAGCCCAAUGUUGGGAUAGUUACCACUUUGUUACAAUAUGUAAAUAAUAAUGUUAUUAAUUUUAUAUUAGUAUAUGUAAGUGCAAAAAUAUUAAAGGAAAAUAAUAAUGUGCAGUGUACAAAGUUAACAUGAAUGACAUUUACUCCCACGAGUGGCCAGAAAUAACUACCUGAAAGACACGCCCCUAAUAGGCCAUGUCUCCUGAAAAUAACCUAUGGAUUAGAGUAAAAAAAGACCCAGCUUCUGGGUCAACGCAGCAUGAACGUGAAUAUAAACCCAACUAAUUGUUAAAUUAACCUGUUUGGGUAAUCCAAACCACCCAACAUGGCUGGGUCAAAAUAACCCAGUUUGUGUUCUGUCCAAUAUUUACCCAGCGCUGGGUUACCAGCUAACCCAAAUUGGGUUGUUUUUAACCCAUAAUAUUUUUGUGUAGUAGCAGAGAUUCAGUACCGUGGAUAGCGCCGUGGUUGAGCAAAUCCCUGCAAAUCUGACGAGUCAAGCCUGUGCACUCGCUUUUGUUAUUGUAACAUAAUGGAACGAUGUUGCAAAUAUAUUAGGCCUAUGUAGAACAAACAUGCCUGUGACAUGUAGAAUAAAGAAUCACGUCAGUUCUAUUCAUUACAUUUCUAUCUGCAACUUGUUUGUGAAAGUAGCAGAUAGAAAUGUAAUGAAUAGAACUGACGUGAUGUCACAGGCAUGUUUGUACAUAGGCCUAAUAUAUUUAUCUCUGGACGUUCUACAACGUUGUGACCUGCUGAAUGCGCCCCAGCUAGCCCACUCUGCGAGGAACGAGGAGGGACCUGAACUGAGCUAGCAGUCUGCAGGCCUUUGCAGUUUGUGCACAGGCAGGUAGCAGGCUAAACAGUGGAAGCGUUCCAGACAAAGCAACCAUUAGCUAUAUUUGGAGUAUCCUGAGGGUAAUCUGAUAGAUUUACAGCAUAAAUUUUAUCCUGUAGCUUUGGGUGCAGAGAUUUAUUUUUUAAAGAUUAGCUUUGGCUUAUUUCUGCAACACAGCCAGCCCCUGGGUAGCUAAAUGUCUGGAUAAGAACGUUUAUUCACAUGAUAUUUCUUUAAAUAGAACAUUUACAAUAGUUCCAAAAGCUUCCCUGUCAAUGACAAAAAUAUGAUCUAGAGCCCUCAAUUUCAAAUCUGGACCCCGAAGCCAGUUCCACUGCAUUUUUCCAUUGUUCCCCUCUAAUCAGGGACAGAUUUAGACCUUGGACACCAGGUGGGUGCAAUUAAUUAUCUGGUAGAACAGAAAACCAGCAGGCUCCGGACCUCGUAGGGUAAGAUUUGAAUACCCCUGAUCUAGAGUUAGCCAUAACAUGGCUGUACCCUUCACAGACACCAGAAUAGUAAAGGCUUUGCCAUAGCAGGGCGAAGAUGGUAACCUCAUGCUCAUUUUUUUAACCACUCUCUCUGUCUUCCCAACCAGCCACUGACUAUACAUUCUGUCAUCUCAGGCGUAUAAACAUUGGCGUCCGGUACCAGGCAGAGGUUCCAGAGCUGAGGCAGCGUUCAGCGGCCAAACACGACCAUCACAAGGCUGAACUGGUCUGGGCUCCUCUCCACGACCUGGAGGGUAAACCUAGACACCAGGAGAGAGGUAACAGACUAACAUAUCAGCUGACACGUCUUUAAUACUCUGUCAUAAUACUGUCAAUAACCAGGUUGGUAUUUAUCAAAUAGAAAUGAGUCUCAGUAAAUCAAACAUUCAGUAGUGAUUUGAAGACCCCAAUGCCAACAAUGGGCUGAUUAUGCUAUCUCGAUCUUGAUCCCGAUCUCUCUUUCUUUCUCUCUCCUUCCCUCCCUCCCUCCCUCUUCCCAUCCCCCUCUCCCCCCUCCCUCUCUCUUUCUCCCUCCAGUGGAUGACCUCAUGCACCUGUCAUGCUCCAGCGCUCUGCACGGAGGAGGGACCAAUCAGGAGCUAGCGCUGCACUGCCUGUACGAGUGCAAGGGUGACAUCAUGGUGAGCAAUGCAAGAUGGGUCAUGUUGACUGAGGAGGGAUGACGGGGAGGGGAUGAGAGCUGGGUCGUGUUCAUUAGGGGACACUGUAGCGAAAUGAAAAUGAAAAUGAAAAAGAAAAAGAGUGUUUGUGAUUCGACAAGUGCAGAUUGUAUCUGUCCGUUUGUGAUAGUUAUCUUCCAUUUUGUGUCUACUGAGAACAACCGUGGCUUUGGUGGGUGUGAUUUAACUAGAUGCAGGCUGUGUUCCAAUAUCCAUACUAAUAUAUCAGCUAGCGAUACCACCUCCGAAUGCAUACACAAUAUAAUAAUAUAUGCCAGUUAGCAGGCGUUUUUAUCGAAAGCGACGUACAGUCAUCUAUACAUACUUUUUACAUAUGGGUGGCCCCAGCGGGAAUCAAACCCACAUGGCCACUCUAGCACAGCACUCUCUUCCUACUGCAAACACAUGGUGUAUGGUAUGGUAAGGGGUGGGUUGUGAUGUCAACAGCUGUGUAAACUGUGUAGUGAACAUGUAACAGGUAUGAUACAGCACAGGGGUUAUUGAGUUCACUAUUCCUCCUAGUAGCCACGUUCUCCUUGAAUCUAUGUACAUUUGACAUUUUAGUCAUUUAGCAGACGCUCUUAUCCAGAGCGACUUACAGUUAGUGCAUACAUUAUUUUUUUUCAUACCCCCUGUGGGAAUCAAACCCACAACCCUGGCGUAGCAAACGCCAUGCUCUAUCAACUGAGCUACAUCCCUGACGGCCAUUCCCUCCCCCAGCUUCUGGGUCAACGCAGCAUGAAAGUGAAUAUAAACCCAACUAAUGGUUAAAUUAACCUGUUUGGGUAAUUCAAACCACCCAAAAUGUUGGGUUAUUCACGCAACCCAACUGGCUGGGUCAAAAUAACCCAGCGUGUGUUCUGUCCAAUAUUUACCCAGCGCUGGGUUGUUUUUAACCCAGCUUUUUUUUGUGUAGUAGCAGAGAUUAAGCACCAUGGAGCAAAUCCCCACAAAUCUGACCAGUCAAGCCCGUGCACUCGCUUUUGUUAUUGUAACAUCAUGGAACGAUGUUGCAAACGUUUGCGGACACAAUGUACCAGCCAUUUUGUUAACAGUGAGUAGCAGUUUAUAUUGUGAGCCUCUGCCAGUGCCACAGAUAGUUUGGAGAUUUGUGAAUGUGAGAUGGAGAUUGCCUUCAGUAACUGCGUUGACAGUUUGUGUGUAGCCUACACAUGAUAUGAUUCAGCUGGGCACAGACAAGGCAACACUCCCUCCUUAAACAUCCCUCGCCCCCUCAGCAUCAGCCAUAUCAGCUUACACCAGGGGCCUGUUCAUUAGUGCACAAUGUAGCAAAAAGUUGCUAUGUUGAAAACGUUAGUUUGUCUAAUGUAGUAACACGUUCUUUCCACCAUAGGGAAAUUAGCGUAAUAUAAAAUAAUUCCCAAUGUCAAAAUAAUUCAAUUUUUCAAUUUAUGAUGAUAGUUAAUGAUGCACACUCACUGUUUUUUACAACAAUUAAAUACAAGUAUUACUGCUUUAACCAUGGAGAGAGUUUAAAAAUGCUUGUAAGCACUAUUUAACGGGCGCUCGAGAAAGAGCUCCCAUAGUGACUGUGCCCAUUCAUUAAUCCUCCCUAAUCUGUGUGUUGUUUUGUUCUAAGAUAUGCCCAGUGCUCCAUCUGCCCAAUGUAGAAAACAGACCUACACACAUACACUGAUACAGUACACACACACACACAUACACUCUCUCUUACACACACUGACACACUGAAGUAAAGGUUCAGCAGAGUGUUCAGAGAGUAAGAGCGAGAAAGAGCGAGUGAGACAAUGAGAUAGAGGAAGGGAGAUGGAUAAAAAAGAGCGUAAGGAAGAGGGCCUUAUUGUAGUGGCUCCAGCUUGCAGCAUUUGGCCAUGUUGUCAAGGAGACAGAGGGUGGUUAUCAGUGUGUGCGGUGCACCCACUCUCUAUCUCUCUCUCUCUCUCUCUCUCUCUCUCUCUCUCUCUCUCUCUCUCUCUCUCUCUCUCUCUCUCUCUCUCUCUCUCUCUCUCUCUCUCUCUCUAUCUCUCUCUCUGCAGCAGUAGGCAAGCUGUUGCUCUCUUACAGUCACUCUCCCUGUUAAUCCAUCCCAUCAUAAUUACCAACAGAUCAGCCUCAAUAUCAAAUAAUCGGUCAAUAUCAAUGUCAGCGUCCGGUGUGUGCUCUGAAAACUAACCACGUAGCCCUUGAUUUCAAAUAUUGCUCAGUGACUCAUAAGCUGUUGAUCUUUUUUGUUAUUGUUGUACAAAACAGCAAAUGUUUCAUGUGUUACUCUUGAGAGUGAAUUUGUGAAUGAUUUGGUCUGAUAGUGUUGUUCUUGGUUUUCAGGGAGCGUUGGCCCUCCUGCUGUUGAAAAACCCCAUCUUCCCUAAGAACCACCGUCUAGGAGACUACCACUACUCAGGUUUGUCAUGCUAUAGAUUAGGACACUAUCUCUGCAGUAUUAGCACUAUGGGUGCUGGCCAUUUCCUACUGUGUCUCUAACUCACUCUGUGGUACCCUAUUCCUAUUGGGUUAUGUAGUGUGUGUAUUCAUACAGGCAAGCCUGUGUGCAUAACUCUGUGGGUCCUUUUACUGAAUCUGAAUCAUCAAAGUAUGUCAAAGUGCUGUAUGCUUACUUGCAUGGGUUAUUUUCUUCUAUUUUCUAUACUGAACAAAAAUAUAAACCCAACAUGCAACAAUUUCAACAAUUUUACUGAGUUACAGUUCAUAUAAGGAAAUCAGUCAAUUCAAAUAAAUUCAUUAGGCCCUAAUCUAUGGAUUUACUGGGGAGCCAGGCCCAGACAAUCAGAAUUAGUUUUCCCCCACAAAAGUGUUUUAUUACAGACAGAAAUACUCCUCAGUUUCAUCAGCUGUCUGGGUGGCUGGUCUCAGAUGAUCCUGCAGGUGAAGAAGCCAGAUAUGGAGGUCCUGGGCUGGUGUGGUUACACGUGGUCUGCGGUUGUGAGGCCGGUUGGACGUACUGCCAAAUUCUCUAAAACGACGAUGAUAGAGAAAUGAACAUAAAAUUCUCUGGCAACAGCUCUGGUGGACAUUCCUGCAGUCAGCAUGCCAAUUGCAUGCUCCCUCAUAACUUGAGACAUCUGUGACAUUGUGUUGUGUGACAAAACUGCACAUUUUAGAUUGGCCUUUUAUGGUCCAGCACAAGGUGCACAUGUGUAAUGAUUGUGCUGUUUAAUCAGCUUCUUGAUAUGCCACACCUGUCAGGUGGAUGGAUUAUCUUGGCAAAGGAGAAAUGCUCACUAACAGGGAUGUAAACACAUUUGUGCACAGACUUUGAGAGAAAUAAGGUUUUUGUGCAUAUGGAACAUUUAUGGGAUCUUUUAUUUCAGCUCAUGAAACCAACACUUUACAUGUUGCGUUUAUAUUUUUGUUCAGUAUAGUAGCAGGGAUGUCUCCAGAGCCCCUCUCAGCCUUAAGGCGUCAGCGUCAGAACACGGCUAGACGAACCAAACGAGUGUGCUCGCAUACUCCCUUAAAAAGACCUUUGCUUGAAAAACGAGAUGGAAGUGGCAAUAGUACUGUUUGUCCAUAUUGAGACGCCAUAGUCAAAAUAGUCAGAAUUAAUCUAAGAUAACUCAAGCAAUCUGUCAUUAAUUUUGACGUUUUUGCCGAAUAGAUCUUAGUCGCAAAAUUUUACAUCUAACAUCUAACAGUUUUUUUUAAAUAAAAAAAUGUGCAUGAACAUUUUUCGUCUCUUGUUGAAUGACAACGGGGGGGGGGGGGGGGGGGGGGGGGGGGGGGGGGGGGGGGUAGCUGGCGAGGGAGUGUAGUGAGAGCGGGGAGGAAGGGGGAUUUGGGGGGGGAGUUUGUGGCGUGUGCUUAAUCCCAAACAGAGGACAGAGUACCAUUGUUUAUCCAACCAGUCGUGUGUGUCCACCCUGUGCAUACAGAAGCAGACAGUCACCAGUCUGUGUCUGUCCGUCUAACUCUCUCUCUCUCUCUCUCUCUCUCUCUCUCUCUCUCUCUCUCUCUUUCUCUCUCUCUCUCUCUCUCUCUCUCUCUCUCUCUCAGGGUCAGACAGCUGGACCUCAGUAGAGAGACGUUACUUUAACAAAGGGAUCACUGCCUAUAAGAAAGACUUCUUCAUGGUCCAGAAACUGGUAUGUGACAGUCUAUGUAUAUAUCUAUAUAUGGCAUGGACUGCUCAGUACUCACAUGAAAAAGUCAACUGAGGGUCUUGCUUAAUCUGUUCCCAUUCACCAUUCCUACUUGGUUACUGAGAGGUUGCCUCUGCCCCAAAAAAAACUCCCAAGUGCAAUUGAAUCAAGUGAGUCAUUUUUUUCAGGAGGAUAGAGUUGAGUUGAUGUUUUUUCCCUCCAACUGACGUUUCGUCUUCUGCUCUAAACCUUGUAAUAGGCCUAGAUUUGAAGUGUGUGUUCUUUGUAUGUCGCUGGUCCACAGGUGAGCACUAAGACGGUGGCUCAGUGUGUGGAGUACUACUACAGCUAUAAGAAACAGGUAAAGAUCGGUCGGAACGGAGCUCUGAUCUACGGAGACACAGAGCCACCUGAGAGCAGGAACACUGAGGAGGAGCUGGACCUCAAAGUGAGUUGAUUGACUACCUACAUAAGGACUUCAUAACACAUUCAUAACCCAUAUCUAACACAUUCAUAGCCCAUACAUAGUCCAUUCAUAAGCAUGUCCUGAAGCCAAUGAAUAGUACCGAUAUGAAGGACUUCAUAGCACAGUUAGAACAUAUAUAUACAGUUGAAGUCGGAAGUUUACACACACCUUAGCCAAAUACAUUUCAACUCAGUUCCUUACAUUUAAUCCUAGUAAAUAAUCCCUGUUUUAGGUCAGUUAGGAUCACCACUUUAUUUUAAGAAUGUGAAAGGUCAGAAUAAUAGUAGAGAGAAUUAUUUAUUUCAGCUUUUAUUUAUUUCAUCACGUUCCCAGUGGGUCAGAAGUUUACAUACACUCAAUUAGUAUUAGGUAGCAUUGCCUUUAAAUUGUUAACUUGGGUCAAACGUUUCGGGUAGCCUUCCACAAGCUUCCCACAAUAAGUUGGGUGAAUUCUGGCCCAUACCUCCUGACAGAGCUGGUGUAACUGAGUCAGGUUUGUAGGCCUCCUUGCUCGCACACACUUUUUCAGUUCUGCCCACACAUUUUCUAUAGGAUUGAGGUCAGGGCUUUGUGAUGGCCACUCCAAUACCUUGACUUUGUUGUCCUUAAGCCAUUUUGCCACAACUUUGGAAGUAUGCUUGGGGUCAUUGUCCAUUUGGAAGACCCAUUUGCAACCAAGCUUAAACUUCCUGACUGAUGUCUUGAGAUGUUGCUUCAAUAUAUCCACAUAAUUUUCCUUCCUCAUGAUUCUAUCUAUUUUGAGAAGUGCACCAGUCCCUCCUGCAGCAAAGCACCCCCACAGCAUGAUGCUGCCACCCCCGUGCUUCACGGUUGGGAUGGUGUUCUUCGGCUUGCAAGCAACCCCCUUUUUCCUCCAAACAUAACGAUGGUCAUUAUGGCCAAACAGUCCUAUUUUUGUUUCAUCAGACCAGAGGACAUUUCUCCAAAAAGUACGAUCUUUGUCCCCAUGUGCAGUUGCAAACUGUAGUCUGGCUUUUUUAUGGCGGUUUUGGAGCAGUGGCUUCUUCCUUGCUGAGCGGCCUUUCAGGUUAUGUCGAUAUAGGACUCGUUUUACUGUGGAUAUAGAUACUUUUGUACCCGUUUCCUCCAGCAUCUUCACAAGGUCCUUUGCUGUUGUUCUGGGAUUGAUUUGCACUUUUCGCACCAAAGUACGUUCAUCUCUAGGAGACAGAACGCGUCUCCUUCCUGAGCGGUAUGACGGCUGCGUGGUCCCAUGGUGUUUAUACUUGCGUACUAAUGUUUGUACAGAUGAACGUGGUACCUUCAGGCGUUUGGAAAUUGCUCCCAAGGAUGAACCAGAGUUGUGGAGGUCUACAAUUUUUUUUCUGAGGUCUUGGCUGAUUUCUUUAGAUUUUCCCAUGAUGUCAAGCAAAGAGGCACUGAGUUUGAAGGUAGGCCUUGAAAUACAUCCACAGGUACACCUCCAAUUGACUCAAAUGAUGUCAAUUAGCCUAUCAGAAUCUUCUAAAGCCAUGACAUCAUUUUUUGGAAUUUUCCAAGCUGUUUAAAGGCACAGUCAACUUAGUGUAUGUAAACUUCUGACCCACUGGAAUUGUGAUACAGUGAAUUAUAGGUGAAAUAAUUGUCUGUAAACAAUUGUUGGAAAAAUGACUUGUGUCAUGCACAAAGUAGAUGUCUUAACCAACUUGCCAAAACUAUAGUUUGUUAACAAGACAUUUGUGGAGUGGUUGAAAAACUAAUUUUAAUGACUCCAACCUAAGUGUAUGUAAACUUCCGACUUCAACUGUAUAUAUAUAUAUAUAUAUAUAUUGCAUUCAUAAGCAUGACAAAAACAGAGAAACAAGUCAAUCCCAAAGUGAGUAGAAUCAUGUCACUCCCUCACAGCCACCCAUUUAACCUAGGAAAUGAGUUGCAAUUUCUUGGUUACACUUUAUUUGAGGGCUACCUAUAUACAGACUUCAUAACACAUUCAUAAGCAUUACAUAAGUAUUUCAUAAAAUGUACUGUGUGGGAUACCAUGUUACUGUACAGACUACUGUAUACUGUAUAAACAAUCCUAAAAGUACAAUGAAACAUAUUGCUGCAUCUCCCUACCAACAGAUACAACACGAGAUAAACAAUAUUUCUAUAAUGACACUAUUUCUCUCUCUCUCGCUUUCUCGUUUGGGCAAAAGUCCGUCCUUUCUCCUCCGUGACCCAGAACCCAUAAGUGAUCGAGUAGUGUGUCAAUUCAUUAGUAGGUAAACGGAAGAUGGUCCUCCCCUCCUCCACGGCCUCCUUUUGGCCAGGAAGCAAAUCCAUUUUACUUAUCCUUUUGUCUAUGAAAUGUAUUGCACAACUAACUUAAUUUGUUUUGAGCACUUUACACAUUUAUUUUGGGCUCCACCCAUGUAAACGAUUUGCCUAAUGACGCACGAGUGGAAAAGGGCCUUCUCAUUUCAAGCAAGCGCAUUUCCAUCCACAUUCACUCUCCUCACUGACUCUCCUUGCCGACUGUCCUCAAUUUGACAUUUUCUAAAGGAGGUGAGAGAGGAUGCAGGAAGUGAGCAAAUAUAAUUGAUAAAAGGCCUCUCUCUCUCUCUACCAACAGAGCUCUCAGAGAUUAGAAUCUCGGAAGGAAGAGGAAGACAACCGGAAGUGGGCGGUGUCAGCUGACAGGAAGCAGCGGGGCUCCAGUCCAAGCAGGAUGACACAGACGGUACAGGCCACUGAGAACGUGAGUGGGAGAUGCAGGGGAACUGUGUCUGUGUCUGUGUGAGUAGAGGAGACACUGACUAGAAGAUGAAUGAGCAUUUUCAUGGAUGUAUGAGAUCAACACCCCAUGCAGUAAACAAUAUUUGCACUUUUGAACUUGCCUUGACUGAGUUCACAGUAGGAUAGUGGCUAUGGAUACAAAGCUGCGGUGUUCUUAGGUCUGCUGCCCUCUAGUGGCUAAACACUGAACAGCUGAUUUGGCUGGCUUCCCGACUCCCCAUGUUGCGUUAUUUGACUCAGUCAGCAAACAAUGACUCAGAAAACCUUUGGCCUAAUUUCUGCUGUUAGUUGGUGACCUGGAAGAAGUCUAUGGUUUUAAAAUAUGGCCUGAGGUGAAACUUAGAGCUUUGUUAUGUUUUGUAAGAUCUGAUGUAGGAUCUGAUCUUAUUUUUGUGUAAAGAACCUGCCUUAUUAUGUUGUACUUAUUUUGUACUAUCCAGAUACACAAUGUUCAGGUUAGGUUGACUCUAGCUGGGAUGUGUGCGUGUGUGUGUGCUGAACAGAGGUGUGGGUGCAGUUUGCAAGAUACUACCCUGACUCCACAGGAGGCUGCUGAGCGGAGGACGGCUCAUAAUGGCUGGUCCGGAGCGAAUGGAAUGGCAUCAAACACAUGGAAACCAUGUGUUUGAUGUAUUUGAUACCAUUCCACCCAAUUAAGGUGCCUCCAUCAUCCUGUGUCUGAUUCUGAUCAGCUGUCAUGGUCAUUGGGCAGCUUGGCAAUGUGGAGGAGAAGGUGCUUUUUGUAUCCAUGCCUGUGUCCUUGCAUCUAUGAUCUUUUGCAUGCUUAAAUCAUUUAGCAAAUGAUGUAUUUAAAAUGUGUGUGCAGGCUGGAGCAGUCCUGGUGUUGAAGAGUCAGGAGGAUUUGAGGAGAGACCAGACGUCAUCCAGGGUCAGUCUUCCUCCUCAGCGCCCUCCCAGUGCCCCCUCGAAACCACGACCGGCCCCCAAGACCGGGGCCAUAUCAGGGACCAAGGGCCCCGCCGGACCAGAGGGAGAGUUCCCCUGCAAGAAGUGUGACAGGUCAGUGUCUGAGACAUGUCUUAGAAGGUCUUAGAUGCCAAUAGGCAGAGCAACAUGGUGUUGUCAUUAUUGUCAAAGUUGGCCGAACUCUUUAUGUGGUGCUAGUUAAAAAAGUUAGUCUUGAGAUUCCAGAUUUGGAUAAAGCAGUUCCAAUUGAUUGAUUGCAAAGUGUCAAACAGUUGUCUAUGUUUGCAAUUAGAAGUUGUCCACUCUUCAUUUACAGUAAUAGCACACUAACCAAUGCCAUCACCGCUCGUGAUUUUGAUGCAUGUUACUCUGACAGUGAAUUGUAUGGACUGGUAGUUGUGAUUUGUAUAUUGGAGGAGAAACAUUGAUCAAAGAGUACUGAGAUUCCACAAGAUCUGCAGGAUAACUGUCUUGUACUGGUUGGUUGGAAUAGGUUGGAAUCUUGGAGCUGCUGUUGGUUGCUCUGAGCACUGUGUGCAUGCGUGUGUGUGUGUGUGUGUGUGCGUGCGUGUGUAAUAUAGUGAGAAGUGCUCCUUGGUUGUUGUUUGAGCUUCCUGCUAUAAAAAAAUUAAGCAUUGCUGACUGACUGAUUGAAGAGCUCACCCAGUUAGCAACUGCAGUCCUGUUAUUAUCAACGGCCUCCUAGCAACUGAAACACAGCAGUGAUAUGUAGUCGCUCUGGAUAAGAGCGUCUGCUAAAUGAUGUAAAUGUAAAUGUAUAUGGCAUGCUAUGCCCCCAGUCUAUACAGCUCUUAUCCCUUAUCCGAUUCCUCACUGGCCCAUAUACUGUAGACUACUCUGCAGUAUUCUGCCAUGGCAUGGUGUUACACUUCAUCCAAUUAUAGAAUGAAGGUUCACAGUAGAAAACUGUGUGAAGAAGAGUUCAGACCUUCUCUUUGCACAAGCACUGUAUGGUUGGUGAACCUCGAAUAUGAAGUAAGGAAAAGUAAUUACACAUGGACAAAUGUUUCUGGCAUUUGGACUUCAUCAGUUCUCCUUCCUUCAGGUUCACACCCAGUACAGUGCUUGUGCAAAGAGAAGGUCUACACUCUUCAAAUUGAAGUGCGGACCUUCUAUUUGUCUACUGUGAACCAAAACCAUACAGAUGUAGGAUCUUAAUUUGAGCCAGUUUUCUACAGUAGGAAAGUAAUCCUGCAGCAACAGGAAAUGUGGAUUAUAAUUAAUGGACAUUUUUGUAGCGGUUGGUAAAUUUUUCGUAAGGGAAAAUCAAGUAGAAAUUACAAUCUUCAGAAUACUUUUUAAACCUCAGAUAUAUUACAAGUUAAAAAUGUCCUGCAACAGGGUGAUCAAAUUUGGAUCCUACAUUUACAUUUUACAUUUUUAGAUUUUAGUCAUUUAGCAGACGCUCUUAUCCAGAGCUACUUACAGUUAGUGCAUACAUUUUCAUACUGGCCCCCCGUGGGAAACGAACCCACAACCCUGGCGUUGCAAGCGCCAUGCUCUACCAACUGAGCUACAGGGGACCACAUCUGUACAGUGCUUGUCCACAGAUACGAAAGCUAACAAUGAAGCCAACCCAGUCUUCUCUCUGACCUCUGACCUCUAACCUCUGCCCCUCUCAUCCUCCUCCUCCCCUUAGGAUCUUCUACAAGGUGAAAAGCCGCAGUGCCCACAUGAAGAGCCACGCGGAGCAGGAGAAGAAGGCUGCAGCGCUGAGGCAGAAGGAGGCGGAGGAGAGGGCAGCGGCCCAGGCAGCAGCGGAAGCUGCAGCGUUACUGGCCGCACGGCAGAACGGGGCAUGGGAGGGGAACGCAGCUGGAGGAGACAGCGCUAACGAUGACUCAUCUGAGGAAGAUGAUGAUGUAGAGGAAGAUGAGGACUGGCACUAAGACCGUAAAGAUAGAAAUAGAGCCCACAACAUAUUAUGCCAUUAUGGCAAGUGCACCCUCUAGUUAUCUCUAUGGCUAAGACGGACGGACAGACAGACAAACGAACAAACAGACAGACAGACAAGGCAGACUGACUGCUCCUCUACUGGCAGGGUGAGGGGAACAUAACAGAAGUCUGAGGCCUCCAAACCCUAGCACCCUCUAGUGUUCAGCCACUGCUCCUAGCACUCUGGGGACAUUUUACGCCCUCUUGUUACGCCUGCUUUAGCAGCAUUUCUCUUGAAACAAACUGCUUUUUUCUUGUUUCAUGGAACAGGAUCUCCUGUCUUGACACUUUCAGGUACAGGUUCUCUCCCGUGUUUUCUCCCUCUUCCCUUUAACCUGCUUGUGAUGCGUUCAGGGUUACUGCUCUUUGACACACCCACGGCUAUACAGUAGGGUAUGAAAGCCAUGCCAUCUCUCUCUAACGUCAAUACUUUUCUUUCUCCUGUCUGCCAUCCACCCCUAGCUUCUUCCUGUUCCUGUCAGCACUUUCAGCCAAUCACAGCACAGCACACAGACUCAUCAGGUGGGAACUCAUAGCCACGCCACCAGCCGUUUAGGCUUUAAAAACGAGAAUACUGUGAUGCUUGGCAACGCAAGACUACAUUAACCACAAUGCAACCCGGCUUGGCAACCAACCGCUCUGCGCUCUCUCUGCUCUCUGCAGUUUGAUAUGUUGUUAUGAACAGGAGAUAAAAUGAGUGAUUGGGACAAUGCAAUAUUGAAGUGGAAAGGACUUCCAGAUCAGGAAAAACCCAGAUAGACUGAUGUGGUGGUAACACUACCUGUGUGGAGACAUACCUAAAUGUGGAAGAAGGAUCCGUUUAGAGAACACGCAUUGCAUUGUAUGUGUUUCAUAGUCUUUCCUGUUUGGGACUUUUUCCACUCAACACUGCCAAAAGAUUGUACAGAUGCGUCAGUCCUCAGUUCACCAAACAGGUUUCGUCUUAGUUUCAAGUGCUGUUCUUU
This is a messenger RNA of Coregonus sp. 'balchen', 19795 nucleotides long. The record is from the annotation of a GenBank genome assembly. NCBI's taxonomy places the organism in Eukaryota, Metazoa, Chordata, Actinopteri, Salmoniformes, Salmonidae.